This is a messenger RNA of Lotus japonicus, 3806 nucleotides long. RefSeq lists its product as uncharacterized. The transcript is spliced from 2 exons. NCBI's taxonomy places the organism in Eukaryota, Viridiplantae, Streptophyta, Magnoliopsida, Fabales, Fabaceae. The record is from RefSeq and is a predicted model, not a curated record. Bases 1085 to 1696 code for a protein of 203 amino acids.
AUAUUGGGCUGUUAGAAAAUUUAUGCAGAAAACUCACUGGCAAACACGCCCAGCGUGUGUUCUAGGGAGCCCAGCGGUUUGUCUGUAUAAAAAAUAAAAAUAAAAAAAGAAAAAGAAAAAGAAGAGGGGUAAAUUGUUUCUUUCACUUAAACUACUCUUCUUUCUCACACACCUCACGCACAAACCACUCUUCUUUCUGAAGCACUUCACGCACAACUUCUCCUCACAGACUCAAUUUUCUUCUUCUCUCAAGGGUUCAAAGCACUGUUUUCAUCUCUAAUUCACGUUUCCUCUCACCUCUAGUCUAUGGCCAUGAAAAGAAAAUACUUUGCAAAUAAGGAAAAAGGAACCUCACACCGAGUGGUUGAAGAUCUUGAUUUUGAGCAAGACAUGGAACCACAGAUAGAGAGAAAUACCAAGAAGGCAGCAACAUAUAACAAACAGAAAUUCAAAUCUACUGCCACUGCUGAGAAAUAUUCUGAACUGAACCACAAUAAGCUCACAUUGGAACGAAUCAUAGAGUUUGAGGAAGGUCAAUUUUCAAGUUUCAUGGAGGAGAUUCAAAACAGAAGAUGGGAGAAAUUGAUUUACCCACAGAAGUUGUUCAAUCUUGAUGUGGUAAAACAAUUCUAUGCUAAUUCUAUCUACUCUGAGGAGGCCAGAAAGGAGAGGUUCACCUGGGUGAACAAAACCAAGGUGUACUAUGACAAGGUCACCAUCAACAAUUACCUUGGAGAACCAUGGGAGAAGUCACCUGAGUUGUGCCAAUAUCAAGAAUGGGUCCUUAAAGAUAAAAAAAAAGAAAGGUUCUGUAUUCCCUCCUUCUACUGUGAGAAAAGCACUGUGUGUUGAUGGUCUUAGUGUAGAGAAAUAGGACGACCCAAUUCUGAAAUCCUACCAGAGCCAGUUUACUCAGAUAUGGAGCAACAUAAUCUUAUGCAACAUAUGGCCAGCCUCUCAUAUAUCCGAUCCUCCAUUGCCAAAAGCCAACUUGCUUUACACCAUUUAUGAGGGUCACAGUGUAGAUGUUGCUGCAAUCAUUUCAGAUGCAAUUGCUGACUGCAUAAAAAGGGGAGCAAAACCAAUGAUCUUACCUUCUCUAAUUACUGAUUUGAGCCGGUUUUGCAAGGCAACAGUUUCCUCAGGAGACAUGCAAGCACUCACAACAGUUAUCAAUGAAAAUUUCAUCGAAAAUAAUUGGAAAGAGAAGACAUUGGAGGAAGAACUGAGAAAGAAGACAGGUCAACCAUCACAACCACCGGUGCCACCACAGUCCACACAGGACCAACAACCAUCCCAGAUGGAUCUUCUUUUGACUCUUAUGCAGCAAAUAAAGACUCAACUAACUGCGGUUCAGGAACAGAAGACGGAGGACAGAGCCAUGAUCCAGAGGAUGGACGAGCGCUUGACUGAGGUGCUGAAUGAGCAGAAAAUACAUAAUCAGCAGCUAGUAGCAGUAUUUCAGGCUACCACAGAGCUUUAUAGGACCGCGGGGGAUGCUUACCGUUCAUUUCCGACCCCGACUUUUGAGUGGCCUCCUUAUGAUGUUUAUAUGGCACAGCUACAUUGGCCUGAGGGCAGGCCAUUUACCACUGAGGGGGAGGAUAGUCAUGGAGCUGGAAAUGGAUUUGGAGCUGAUGAGAAUUACAUGAGGACUGAUGAGGAUCCAGCUGAUUGUGGACUCACCACUUACUGAGUGAUAUAUUUAAUUUUUAUGUCUUUUAUUUUUCAGUUUUAGUUUCACUUUCAGUACUUUAAGUUAUAUUGGUAUUUUGGUUAAUUGUGUAGUUUAAGUACUUUGUUUUUAGCUAUGUUUAGUCCUUGUUUGCUCUUGGUUUGAAUUUUGUUUGAUCCAAUUUGUUUGAGCAAGGUGAAUGAAAAAUCAAAGUGAUUGCGUGAUUUUUGGUUUGAAAGUAGAAGCAUGAUUGUGGUUGCACUCAUAGGUACUUUGGCAUGAAUAAAUGCACCUUUCACAUGAGUCCAUAGGCAUAACCUUGUAAUGUUUUGAUAUCAAAGGGACUCUUCACCUAAAGCCAAGUGAGGGAGUGUGACCAAACACUAGUGAAAUGACAAAAAGAGAGAAUCAUCAUUGUUUUACAAAGAUGGACUUGCUUGAGUCUCUAAUUGUUGAAAUUACAUGGGAAUGAAAGAAAGAUCAAGGCAUUUUGUUCUUUAGUGUAAAUAACCACUUAGCCAAAGAAGCCUACCCUUGAUUAGGAAUUCCAUUUGCACCCCUUUUGAGCUUAAAUUGAAAUUUUGUUCUUUAUAUGAUCCCAAAGCCUAAAAAGAAUAACAAUGUUUCUUCCUUACUUUCAUAGUUAAGAGAGCAUAAAUGAUUGGAUUGUAUAUAUGUACAAGUUGGGGGGAAUGAAAACCAUUAAACAUGUAUUUUGUUGUGUAAUGAUCAACUUUAAACUUCUCAAUCUUUGUUUUCAAUGAAGAAAAAAAAAUGGAAAAUGAAAUGAUGAGAAUAAGAUGAAGAAAGAAAAGUGUGUUAUGUGAAAAAAAAAACAAAAAGAAAGAUUGAGAAGUUAAAAGGGAAUGAAAAGGUUGUGGUAUGAUACAAAUGAUAAGGAAAUGGUGACAAAAGAGAGAGUUGGUUGAGGAGAGAGUUAAAGGUUUUUAUUUGUGAAUUGUGAAAUAUGUCAUUUUGUGCUCUCUUGGCUAGGAAGUGUUUGAAUAUCCAGAAAAACCAAUGUUCUUUUGAAACCAUGCCUCAUUACAACCUUAGAAGACCUUUGUGACUCUGGAUUAACUGUGCAAUUUGGUGAUUACUGAGACAGGUAGCAAGAUUGAUUUUUUGUGAUUCAUUGAUAGAUUAAAGUGAAACACUUACCUUUUGUUGAUUCAUCUUUUGCACAAAUUGAUUGGAGUUCCCUUGAUUGAAAAAGCAUUUAAUAGUGUGAUUUGCCUAGUAGCUUCAUGAUGAAUUGUGUAAGUGUUAAUGUCUUAGCUAUCUCUUGUGGGCACCACAUCAUGUGACGGUAAUUGCAAAAGUUAGGAAUCAUGCAAGAUUUGAGAUUUGUGAUAUUUUGAUUUUUCAUAACCCAUGCUCUAACAACCUUUGUAUAUAUCAUUUUUUUGUGUGGAUCAAUACCAUUUGUUUGAGGGCAAACAAAAGUUCUAAGUUGGGGGAGUUGAUAAGUGUCUAAUUUACCAUGUUUUCAAUUGUUAUUGUGACACUUAUCUUUUGUAUUCAUGAGAAUUAUCUUGCAAAUCGACUCUCUUUUGAUUAGAAUGUGUUUAAAUGGAGAUCCAAUCUCAAUUGUUGUUGUAGGGACAUGAAUCUAGUGAAGAAAUGAAGAUUUGGUGAAAAGAUAAAGAGUUUUGGAAGGUUUGGGAAAAAUCAGCUGAGCCCUUUAGAAACCAGCUGAGCCCCUUUUAUCCUGUCAGAAAAGAGCGGAGCGGCCAAGAAAGGGGCUGAGCGUCUUCAAGGCGGUUAAAGAAAACUCAUCCCUAAAGUAACAGGGCGCUAAGCGGCCGUAAAAGAGGCUGAGCGGUCGUGCCAGAUUUUCCAUUUAAAAAGGAAAAUUUAAUCAGAACAGAGAAAAAAAACAACAGAAGGAACUUUUGAGAAAAGAAACACGAAAUAGCAGAGAAAGAAUAGGAACUUGGAGGCUUGGUGACCUUCCGUCGAGCUAGGAACACGCCGAUGCCGCACGGUUCAUCUUCUUUUUCAUUUUCCUUUAUUGUAAGCUUAUAGCAUCCCUGGAAAUGGAUUGCUAAACCUUUUGUGUUGGGAUUGGAUGUAGUCUUUUAACUUGAAUGUAUUUACUUUGAUUUCCAUGUAUAAAUUCAUGUUUCUA